Molecule: messenger RNA, 522 nt
Organism: Phytophthora infestans T30-4
Lineage: Eukaryota; Oomycota; Peronosporomycetes; Peronosporales; Peronosporaceae
Exons: 1
Coding region: 1-483 (160 amino acids)
Source: RefSeq, a predicted model, not a curated record
AUGGGAAGGCUACCGAUGAAGGAAGGCGGCGGGCGCAAGGAGCGCAAGAAUGUGCGAUCGUCCACUACGUUCGAGACGCGUCUGGCAGCGAUAAAGUUCUACGAGGAGAGCAAAGAUAUGUCGUCCACAGUGGAGCGCUUCUUCCCGACCUUGUCGGUAGAGGCUAAGCGCAGCAAGAAGCGUGUCGUCUACGCCUGGAUCAAAGACCGCGAAAAAAUUGAGAAAGCCUGUGAGUCUGUGAGCACCGCCAAGUCGCAUCGCCUGCGCAAAGCAGGGGCGGGGCUUUCGCUUAGUGAUGACGCUGAGAAGUGCAUUUUGGUGUGGCUUCGCUCGAUGCAGAAGCUCGGCGUUCCCGUGACGGGAACGAUGCUGUCUGAACACGCGUUAGAAGUGGCCAAGGAGCUGGGCAUCGACAGCGCUCUCUUUACAGCGUCGGUGACGUGGAGGAAGAGCUUUCUCCAGAGACACAAGCUGGCCAUGUAGAAAGUGACGGUGGCGUCGCCGUUUGAGUGGAACAACAUU